Messenger RNA from Penicillium soppii, 1368 nucleotides. RefSeq lists its product as uncharacterized. Lineage: Eukaryota; Fungi; Ascomycota; Eurotiomycetes; Eurotiales; Aspergillaceae. Gene Ontology annotation, biological process: long-chain fatty-acyl-CoA metabolic process. Gene Ontology annotation, cellular component: peroxisome. Gene Ontology annotation, molecular function: alcohol-forming very long-chain fatty acyl-CoA reductase (NADP+) activity. The coding region runs from base 1 to 1368 and encodes 455 amino acids. The transcript has 2 exons. The record is from RefSeq and is a predicted model, not a curated record.
AUGUGGGAAUUUUAUACAGGGAAGAUUGUGUUCAUUACCGGAGGCUCAGGCUUUGUUGGAACAGCUGUGGUUUACCGUCUUGUCACCCAAGCUCCUGUGGCCCAUCUCUAUAUCCUUUGUCGAGGCGGUCUCUUGGGUCUUAUUCAAAAGUGGAGGGAAUAUCUUCCGCCAAACAUUGUGAAGCAGAUGAUCGACCCUCGAAUUGUUACAGUCUUGGAAGGUGACGUGUUACAGCCAGACGUUGGUUUAUCAAUGGAUGAUCUGGCUUUGGUCCGUGAGCGAGCUCAUAUAAUUGUGCAUUCGGCUUCUUCUAUUGCACUCUUAAGCUCUCUGUCAAAGCUUGUUAUGCCUAUAAUCGACGCCACAGGACGCUUGGCCCACCUGGCGCUAGAAUGCAAACAUCUUGAAUGCUUUGCAUUUAUCUCUUCGGCUUAUGCAAAUAGCAACCUGUUUCCUCAAACUGAUGGAACCUCAGAAGUUGUUGUGCAGGAAUCUUUGUAUCCACUCUAUUAUUCAGCAAAUAUCGACGAAAGGCAUAAAUCCCUUCAGCAGGAAUGGUCCGAAGUACGAAAGACCGGCUCCUCUGCUGCCUUUGAGUCUCACGACUUUCCUUGGGCCUACGCCUACGCAAAGCAUCUCACAGAGCGACUGCUAGCGUUUACAUUUGCUUCGUCUGAUAAACGCCUGCUCAUUCUGCGUCCAUCCAUCAUUGAGCCAGCCCAAUGCUUUCCAUACCGAGGUUUCUGCCGCCCGACUUCAACCCCUCAUAUUAUUGCUGAAGCUGCAGGGGCUAUAUCGGUUGCACCGGCCAUACGCCUCGCAUCACGAUUUAAAAAUCCCAACCAAGACUCAACUAUAGACUAUGUUCCGGUGGACGUAGUGGUCGACCGACUACUUGUUCAUUUGGCACUUGGCACUGCUGGACCCGUUCAUGCUGUAGCCGGAGACGCACGAAUGUCAUUUCAAGAUAGCUGGAGCCGUACGUUCAAGCAUCGCAAGCUCCCCUGGUCUCUUCGGCCAAAGUGGCUUUCCAAAUCCUGGCAUUCAAAGGACCUCCAUCCAAUUGGCCGAGUGUACCCAAUAAUGGGUGCGGGGUUCAAAUUUGUGGAAGAUCAAUCUAUGAUUAUCUGGCAGCAACUGUCAGAGUCAGAGCGCUCCAAGAUACAUAUGUUUGCGGAUAAAGAUAAAUUGUAUCAUGAUCAUGAACACAUGCGAGAAGACCAUCUUUGGAUUUGCAUAGCACAUUUGAUUAAGCGGCGUAAAUUAACUCGUCGGUUGGUUCAACUGCUUUAUCAUUCUUUGGCUUCUACGGAAUCCGGUGAAAUGGGCGAAUCGGACUGUCAUUGUAUGACUUCGAAAUCACUCUGA